AUGACCGGACUCAGACUUGACCCUGAGUACUUCGAGGCCAUUGCGUCAAGCCAGACAGGCGACAAACCGCCUCUUUUCAAAACUGCGUUUGAAAUCCGCGAGUUUACGAACCCACUCUUGACUCAAGUCUUGGCCGCGUCUCCCUACCCAUCCAAUGUCACAGAAACCGUCUUCACCAUCACAAGCUACGACGGUGCUGAGAUCCAAGUCACGCGCUUCGCCUCCGACAAGGCCCUUGCCUCAGUUGUUCCAACUCCGGCUGUUGUCUAUACACAUGGCGGUGGACUCGUCGCCUGCAGCGUCAAGAUCUUUGCUCCUCAGAUUGCCCGACAAGCUCAUGAUAGCGAUCUUCCCUACUUUGCUGUAGGCUAUCGCUUAGCUCCAGAGAAUCCUGCCCCCUGCGCCGCGGAAGACUGCUUUGCCGCACUCAAGUAUGUCUCGGAGCAUGCCGAUGAAUUCAACGUCGACCCUACCAAGAUAGCCCUCCAGGGUGAUAGCGCAGGCGGUGGUAUUGCUGCUGGCGCUGCUCUCAUUGCUCGAGACCGCCAGUUGAGUCCGCCCGUGGCUAAGCAGAUCCUAAUCUAUCCCAUGAUUGAUGAUCGCACUGAGCUUCCUCCGGAUGACCCUAUCCUUAAGCUUUUAUCCUGGCAGUCGAACGAUAACGUGGUCGCGUGGAACGCGUACGUCGGUGAGGAUAAGCGUGGGAAGCAUGACGCCGAUAUCUCGCCAUAUGCCGCACCCGCGCGAGCCACUAGCUUACGUGGUCUGCCGGCAACAUACAUUGACGUCGGAACCUUGGAUCUAUUCAGAGAUGAGGACAUUGUAUACGCAGCCCGCUUGGCCAAGGAUGAUGUAGAGGUCGAGUUCCACCUGUGGCCAGGUCUCCCUCACGGAUUUGAGGGUGUCCCCGCCACGAGUUGGUACAAGAGGGCGCAUGAGAGUCGUCUCAGCGCACUCCGGAGAAUUGGUGUAUAA
Messenger RNA from Ilyonectria robusta, 975 nucleotides. Its product is annotated as Alpha/Beta hydrolase protein. The coding region runs from base 1 to 975 and encodes 324 amino acids. The record is from RefSeq and is a predicted model, not a curated record. Gene Ontology annotation, molecular function: hydrolase activity. Lineage: Eukaryota; Fungi; Ascomycota; Sordariomycetes; Hypocreales; Nectriaceae. The transcript has a single exon.